GUGGCCUCACUAUAUCCGUCUUUACCUUUAUCUUCAUCGCACAUGUGCUAGUUACGAUCCUGUGCAGAACAGCUGGAAGAGGCUGGCAGACAUGCUGGAGUUCAGAAGUAACUUCUCAGUCGUGGCACUUGAGCGACGCCUUUACGCCGUCGGUGGAGAUAAAGAGAUCGACAGCAACGUGCACAGUGUUGAGAUGUACAACCCAGACACUGACUCCUGGAGCUUUGUCCAGCCCCUGGAUCGGACUCUGAGCGGCUCUGCUGUCACUGUCGUCGACGGAGGAAUCUUCGUUUCUGGAGGUUUCGACUGCAGGUAUGUGUGUCUGGCUUCCAUGUUCCUGUACCACCCACAGAGAGGAACCACCUACCUGGCGGACAUGGCCCAUGACCGGGCUCAGCACUGCAUGGAGGCCCUGCGAGGCCGUCUCUACGUCACCGGUGGAGUUUGUAACCUGAGGGCAUUUUACACCAAUCAACAAGCCUGUGAGGUGUUCGAUCCCGUGACCGACUCUUGGACUGCUUUGGCAUCCCUGCCUGUUCCCCAUGUGGGUGCAGCCUCCGCCGUCCUGGAAGAGAAGAUCUAUAUACUGGGUGGAUACUGCCAGGACGACUACAGUGAGUCUGGGCUGGUGCACCGGUUUGAUCCCUGCACACAGCGAUGGGAAAACAUGGGCAAACUUCCUGGGGCUGUCACUGACAUCCGGGCAUGUCUUCUCCGACUGCCUCAGCACUUUAGACACUAGUUGUUGGGUAUUUAAUCGGCUUCUGGAUGAAAUAAUCAAAAGUAUCAAGUAGAAAAUUAUCAGAAAAUAAUAGAUAUUGAUGGUUGUAACGCUUAGUAUGACAAUGAUAUGUGAAUAAAGGCAUUUUGAUAGUUGGAAAGGAGGUUACCGUGGAGUUUUCUUGGAUUUGUCUGUGUGCUAUUGUGAAGAUGGGAUUUUUACAUUAUAACACAUUGUGAAACUACAAAACUUAUAUUGUAUUAUUCAUUCUUUUUAUUUGGAAACCAUGUUUGCACAAUCCUACCAGGGCCUGUUGGGACACGAGUAGAACUUGGGUCCCUGAGGGGCCUGAACACUGCUUCCUCAUGUCCCCUCUUCAAUGAGGAGGGCAGGUAUAUAAGCCACUGCAGAAAAACCUCCCUCCACAAGCAAGACACAACUUACAGCACAUCAUACAACACAAAUUUACAGGUGAGCCAAUGGGGUCCUGGGCUUUGCUUGUGUUGAGCCUCCUGGGGUUCUUGUGUGUGGAGCCUGGGUUUGGACAGAGAGGCGACGUGGACGUGGGUGAGUGGAUGAGAGCUCAAGAGAAGCUGACGAAGGAUUUACAGGAGAAUCAGAGACAUGUAGAAACCCAACAGAAGGAUCUUGAAGCCCUGGAGGCCCGGCUCAACGCGACUGUGGACGAGCUGACGGGACAGAAGGCCGACAUGGACAAACUGAAGGAGGAGAACAAAGACCUGCAAACACGACUGAAUGCCUCAGAGAUGGAGAUUGAUAAGCUGAAACAGAGCGGUGGUAAAGCCGCUCCUCAGAUCGCAUUCUCGGCCUCUCUGUCAAACUCUGGGGAGAUUUACAGCGGACCCUGCACAGACAAGUCUCUCAUUUUUAAAAGAGUCUUCUCAAACACCGGCGACGCCUACGAUCAAAAUACAGGAAUCUUCACGGCACCCGUCGGUGGUUCCUACUUCUUCAGCUUCAGCACCUACGGCUACAACACCCACGUGAUGGGGGCCAUGUUAAUGAAGAACGGCCUCCUUCAGAUUUCCACCCAUGAAAGCCCGACAGCCGACGGCUCGGACAGCAGCAGUAACUCUGUUGUUCUGCGACUGGCGGCGGGCGACAAGGUGCACGUGGAGCUGUGGGACAACGGCAGAGUGUUCGAUAACCUGAACGGACACACCACCUUCAGCGGGUUUCUCCUCUUCCCCAUGUAGAUGAACACACACGAUGUAUUCACACUGCGGUUCUCUCCUGACAUUUAAUGAUAAAAAACAAAACUCAGUUCAUGUUUUCAUUACUCAGUGAAUUUUAUUGAAGAUAUGUGGGAACAUUCAGCGUAAUUACUGCAAAAUAAAUAAACUCACUACAUUGUCU
Hippoglossus stenolepis (Pacific halibut) is the source of this 2098-nucleotide messenger RNA. Its product is annotated as complement C1q-like protein 4. The transcript has 5 exons. Bases 1201 to 1938 code for a protein of 245 amino acids. NCBI's taxonomy places the organism in Eukaryota, Metazoa, Chordata, Actinopteri, Pleuronectiformes, Pleuronectidae. The record is from RefSeq and is a predicted model, not a curated record. Gene Ontology annotation, molecular function: protein binding.